AGCUGCUGGUAGGGCUGCAACUGGAGACGAGAAACGGCGGAGUGACGCGGAGGCACAAGGUCCUUCCACCGUGAUUUCCGCCGCCAGCAGCCCGCCACUACCACCGCCAGCGCCAGCAACGGUAGGAGAAGAACGAGCAACAGCAGUGGCAGUUCCGGCAGGAGGAAGCCCAACAGCACAAACAGACUCGCAAACUUUGACAGAAGAAAGGACAAAAACGCCACCGUCACCAAACAAAAAGGAGCCUGAAGAGACGGAGCCUACUUCCGGAGAUGGUGUGGCAGAGCAACAGGGUCAAGGCACUGUUUUACCGGAUCUGAAGGGUGGACCUACCGGCAACCCGGCGGAAGUAACGGCAUCAUCCAUCUCUACAAGUGGCAGUGGUGAUGGCCAGAGUAAGGCGGAUGAGAAUGACAACAACAGCAAAGGGCUUAACCCCAGAGGGCCACACAACGACCCCGAAGCCAGUCAUACCAACGUUGCGCCCACAGCCAGUGAGACAAAACCACGGACAGCGAAAGCAGCAGCUACCGCCAGAACAGAUGGUACGGCAACGCCUGGCAGCAGUGACGGCAGCACCGCGGUGUCCCGCACCACCUCCACUCUUUUGCUUCUUGUUGUUGCGUGUGCGGCUGCGGCUGCGGUGGUGGCCGCGUGA
Molecule: messenger RNA, 658 nt
Organism: Trypanosoma cruzi
Lineage: Eukaryota; Euglenozoa; Kinetoplastea; Trypanosomatida; Trypanosomatidae
Product: mucin-associated surface protein (MASP), putative
Exons: 1
Source: RefSeq, a predicted model, not a curated record